Molecule: messenger RNA, 2464 nt
Organism: Paramecium pentaurelia
Lineage: Eukaryota; Ciliophora; Oligohymenophorea; Peniculida; Parameciidae
Source: the annotation of a GenBank genome assembly
AUGUUUAGAGCAACCGAAAUACAUCUGUAUAAAUUAUAUGUUGAAAGAGAAUAAGCUUUUCAUCUUCUCACUAAAGUUGGGCAAAUGAAAAAUGUUAAUUUAGUCAAUUGUUCAAGCAGUGCAUUUCAUGAACAUGAUUAUUACAAAUAAUUAAAACGAUGUGAUGAUAUUUAUAACAAAAUUGGAGAAAUCAAACAUCUUUUACAUUUAUAUAACAAAUAAAUACAUUAUUGUCCUAACUAUGAAGUAUUCAUAUAAAACAUCAAAAUUACUGACGAUUAGGCCAUCAAAAUUGAAUAAGAAUUAACACACAAAGUUCAAUUUAUAUUAAAUUAAUAAGCAAAUUUACAAUAGAUAAUAGAAUAAAGUAACAGAUUAAAUGAAGAGAUGUAUAAAUAUAAUUAAAUUUAAGUGCAGUAUUAUAAAAUUGCAAAGACUUCAUAUACAAAUUUUCUGGAAUUUAAUUAGGAUAUAUUGUAGGGUGUAUGAAUACAACAGAUUCACAUAAAUUUAAUCGUAUUGUAUUUAGAAUUUCAAAGGAAAAUGGAAUAGUGAAAUUUAAGAAUUUAAAUAAUUAGAGAUGUUUAGUUACGUUGGUAUUUGCCAUAGGUAAACAUGAGAAUUUAAAAAAUAAAUUACUCAAAAUAUGUGAAGUAUUUUAUAAUUUUAUUAUAUUAGGCAUUUUCUGUAUCAAUCUAUCAAUUACCAGAAGAAAGUAAAGUAGAUAAUAAAAUCUUGGAAUUAGAAAAUGAGAUAGCUAAUUUGGAUAUUAUAAUUUCAACAACAAAAUAAGAAAUUGAUUAAUAAUUAGAUUACUUUUCUGAUAUAUAAGUGGAAAAACUAUUAAAUUUAGAUGAAAUCUAUGAUUAUGGGUAUUGUUCUUAUAUUUGUGAAUUAAAGAUUAUUGUAGAUAUAAUAAGUGCUACUUAUUAUCAUCUUACUUUUUUUGAUGCUAAAUCUCAAUUUCUUAUAGGUCAUAUAUGGUGUGAAUAAAGAGAUAUUGAAUAAAUUAAAUAAUUUGGAGUUCAAAUUGAAAUUAUGUAAGAUAUUAAUGAAAAUCUUUAUGAACCACCAAGUCUUAUGAAAACAAAUUAAUUUACUUAUAUAUUCUAAGAAUUAGUAAACACUUAUGGGAUUCCAAGAUAUGAUGAAAUAAAUCCUGGACUUUUCACAAUAAUUACAUUUCCAUUUUUAUUUGGUAUGAUGUUUGGGGAUAUUGGACAUGGAGUAAAAUAUUGUCUAUAUAAAGAUAGUUUUAACACUUUUUGGUUUCUAUUUAUUAAUUUUUGGUUAGAGUGUUAUUAAAAGAAUCAAAUUACAAAAUAGUAGUGAAUAUCUUGCAUAUGCAGACAUUUAGAGUAUAUAUCAAUGUAGGUAUCUCAUAACAUUAAUGGGUCUUUUUGCUACUUAUUGUGGUUUUAUUUAUAAUGAUUUCUUUUCGUUAUCAUUAGAAUAUAAAUUAGAAAAGUUUUAAUUAGGUUUUGAUGGUAAAUGGAGUAUGUCAGAAUCCCAUCUUACAGUAAUGAAUUCCUUUAAAAUGAAAACUGCAAUAAUCGUUGGAGUAACUUAAAUGGUAUUUGGAAUACUUCUGAAAGGUUGGAAUUGUUUAUAUUAAAGAAAAUAUAUUGAUUUCUUUUUUAAUUUUAUACCUGAAUUGGCUUUUAUGUUAUCUACAUUUGGUUAUAUGUCAUUUUUAAUAAUCCUUAAAUGGCUAACUAACUAUAGUAAUACUCAAGAAUCACCAUCAAUUAUUACUACUUUACUAAAUAUGGUUUUUACAUUAGGAGGUAUCAAAGGAACAGAAAUGUAUCCUCAUUAAGUUUUCUUUUAAACUAUAUUAAUAAAAGUAGCUAUAUAUUCUCCAAUAAUUAUGUUACUUAAACCUGAAGUUAUUAGAAUGAAGAGGAGAUUGUUUAAUCUAAGAAAUUAAUAAAUUGUUUAUAACGAAUUAGUAGAAUAAGAACAUGCCUAAGUAGAAUUAGUGAAGGAAGACAAAAACCAACUUUUUGGCAAAUUAGUAGAAUCUAGAUCUAUUAAAGAAGAAAAACAUUUUGAUUUUUCUGAGAUUUAUAUUGAAAGUUUAAUUGAAUGCAUAGAAUUUGUUUUGGGAGCUGUGUCUAAUACAGCUUCAUAUUUGAGAUUGUGGGCACUUAGUUUGGCACAUUCUUAAUUAUCUGAAGUAUUCUAUUUUGUUUUAUUUUUAUAGGUAUUCUUUAAGAUGUCCUUAGAACCUUAAUUAUAAAGUGGAUCAAUUAUUGGAAUUUGUUUAACUUUUAUGAUUUAUGCUUUUGCAACUUUUGGUGUUCUUAUGUGUAUGGAUACCCUAGAAUGCUUUUUACAUUCAUUAAGAUUACAUUGGGUUGAAUUUUAGAGCAAAUUUUAUAAAGGAGAUGGCCAUAUUUUUUAAAAUUUUAAUUAUCUUCAAUUUUUAGAUUAGAAAUUUUAAUUUAGUACAAGAAUGUGA